Molecule: messenger RNA, 1932 nt
Organism: Aspergillus saccharolyticus JOP 1030-1
Lineage: Eukaryota; Fungi; Ascomycota; Eurotiomycetes; Eurotiales; Aspergillaceae
Product: amino acid permease
Exons: 9
Coding region: 113-1666 (517 amino acids)
Biological process (GO): transmembrane transport; amino acid transport
Cellular component (GO): membrane
Molecular function (GO): transmembrane transporter activity
Source: RefSeq, a predicted model, not a curated record
CAGCCUGGCAAUAAGCAGAUCCAGAACCGGAAGCCUUUCUACUAGAUGAGCUAUUAACUCCUGCUCCGUAACGGCCAGUCAAGGAUUAUAUACACGCCAAGAGAGUGAUACGAUGACUGGUGUUCAAGACAAUGACGACCUGCUACUGGCUCAGAUCGGUUAUCGACAGGAAUUGCAACGCGAGUUUUCGAAAUGGUCGACCAUCUCCUACGCUAUCUCCAUCUUGGGCAUUCUCGGUUCUGUGCCAGCGACCUUCGGCGCUCCCUUGGCCGCAGGGGGACCAGCCACAGCGGUAUGGUGCUGGUUUGUGGGCUCCUGUAUGGCACUCUGCAUUGGAAGCUCUGUAGCGGAGCUUGUAUCGGCGUAUCCCACAGCUGGAGGCAUGUAUUUUGUCACCAAACAUGUGGUUCCAGAGGAAUAUGUGCCCAUAUUCUCCUGGAUUCAAGGUUGGUGUAACCUGCUGGGACAAACGGCAGGGGUUGCUAGUGUGGUCUACACCGUAAGCCAGAUGCUGCUUGCCUGUGCAAGUAUGAAUUCAGGUUUGGUUGACGGCAAUCACUCUUACUCCCCAUCUGCAUCCGAAACCGUCCUUUUGUCUGUGGUUCUCCUCUGCAUACUAGGUCUGGUGUGUUCCAUGACCACCAAAGCAUUGCAUCGCAUCAUCGCCUGGUUUGCUCCCAUCAAUAUCGCUGCCACUGUCUGCAUCUGCUUCGUACUAUUGUGGUACACGCCCGAUAAACGGCCAGCCAGUUGGGUAUUCACUCACUUUACUGAUGGAUCUGGCUGGGGUUCCAAGCUCUUCUCCUUUCUCCUGGGCUUCAUCUCCGUCGCUUGGGUCCUCACGGAUUAUGACGGAACAACUCAUAUGUCUGAGGAGACUCAUGAUGCGGCUGCCCUGGGACCGAUCGCCAUACGUACGGCUGUGCUCGUCUCGGGUGCCCUCGGUUGGCUCUUGACGAUAUGCCUUUGUUUCUGCCUCACUGAUUACGAAGGCAUUCUCAACUCGCCCACUGGACUACCGGCUGCGCAGAUCUUCUUAAAUGCCGGAGGGCCCGUCGGCGGCUCGAUCAUGUGGGGGUUGGCAAUCCUCGUGCAGCUCUUCACCGGCUGCUCAGCCAUGUUGGCCGAUACUCGCAUGGCCUACGCAUUUGCUCGGGAUGAAGCGCUCCCAUUCUCCUCCUUUCUCUCUCGCAUCAACCUCCGUACCCAAACCCCAUUGAACGCCGUCUGGUUCGUCGUCCUUUUCAGUAUCGGCCUUACCUGUAUUGCCAUUGGCUCCACACAAACCGCCACUGCCAUAUUCAGUAUCACCGCACCAGCUCUCGACCUAUCCUAUGUUUCCGUGAUCUUCGCCCACCAGAUCUACCGCCAGCGCCUCAAAUUCGUCCAGGGACCCUUUACUCUAGGCAGAUGGGGCCCCUACAUCAACUGGAUAUCAAUUAUUUGGGUGACGUUCAUCAGCGCGGUGCUGUUUUUCCCCCGGCAAUUGCCCGUAACAGUCGAGAAUAUGAAUUACGGAAUUUUCGUCGGAAUAUUUAUUGCGUUAUUCGCAUUGGCAUGGUGGUGGGUUGCUGCAAGGGGGAGAUACACCGGACCUCGAACGAAUGAAGAUUACGAGCCUGCUUCCACCGAGGAGGUCUACGGAACGUUUGAGGAGCGGCACUGAAUCUCAAAAGACCCCUUGCACCUUUCUGUCCAGGCUGGUUGGGCGGGCUCAAACUUCUGCGGAGAACGGGAUAAUGCCUAUCAGAGGUCAUGGUACGCGCCGGAAGAAACCAUCAACCGUCAUUCCUGGUUUCAUCACAUCGAAGCAAAAGCAUGGGCAAUACCUUGGUCACACUGUUGAAUUUUUUUUUUUUCCGUUUUAGGGGUUGGGGGGCGAAAAUCGAAGGAAGGUGAUAUUUCAUCACCGAACACGGAACUCGUUCAAAG